This is a messenger RNA of Erpetoichthys calabaricus (reedfish), 6118 nucleotides long. It is a transcript of the gene robo2, whose product is annotated as roundabout, axon guidance receptor, homolog 2 (Drosophila). The transcript has 30 exons. The coding region runs from base 768 to 5516 and encodes 1582 amino acids. Gene Ontology annotation, molecular function: protein binding. The record is from RefSeq and is a predicted model, not a curated record. NCBI's taxonomy places the organism in Eukaryota, Metazoa, Chordata, Cladistia, Polypteriformes, Polypteridae.
UGCAGCUCCAGCCCAGCAUGAGCACAGAUUGGCAGCAGUGGUGUUAGUGUUUCAGACGGGGAGAAGGGAGCCACAGCUCUCCGCUAAACUAAUACAUCCACUCGCCACUGACUGUAUAUUUACAGUACUUAAGCACACUGGAUCAACAACCCUUCAACAGCUUUUCCUAGUGGGUGGAAACAAACAAAAAAAAUGAACCUUCCAGACCAAUGAAGAAUUUACAAGCACAUCUUACUCCUCUAAGGAAAAAAAAAAUGCAACAGUAUGGAUUUCAUAUUUUGGGGAACACAAAUAGACGUUCAUAACCUUGCUAGUGAUUGUGCCAAAUAUUGGGAGUAAAUCCAGAAUCAAUUGCUUCCAUUUUUUUUUUUUUGCCCAGGAAUUAAAUCACUGAAAUGCUUUUCAUCUGAGGGUCUACUUUUGGAUCGCGAUGGAUUUUAUUUUGUUUCAAAGCAAGAAAAAGAAAAAAAAUGGGGGAAACUUCUCAGUUAAGAUGCUGAGCUGAGAGAUGCUGGAUGCUUUCUGGAAGUCUUUGGGAUUGAGACGGGAAUUUUGCUUUUUUAAAACCCUUAUGGAUUUAUCAGCGUUACCAAUUCACUCGCUGAUCUCUUUAACUUUGGAGUAAUCAGCUUCACCCGGAGGUGGAUGAACUCGACCUGAUUGAGUUCUCUUUUUCUAUUUAUAUAUAUAUAUAUAUAAAUGUAUAUGUUUUGUUUCCAUUAAUUCAUCGCUUAAGAAGUUUUGGUGGAUUGUUUUAUUAUGCCACAAUGGGUCUGCUAAUAUUCGCCUUUAUUUGCGGAAUACUGAUUUUUCAAGUGAACGGAUCUCGUCUCCGUCAGGAAGAUUCCCCUCCACGAAUAGUGGAACACCCUUCCGAUCUCAUUGUUUCCAAAGGAGAACCUGCUACGCUCAAUUGUAAGGCUGAAGGCAGGCCCACUCCGACCAUUGAAUGGUACAAAGAUGGUGAGAGAGUGGAAACAGACAAGGAUGAUCCACGUUCCCACCGUAUGCUUCUGCCCACCGGCUCACUCUUCUUUCUACGUAUUGUGCACGGUCGGCGAAGUAAGCCUGAUGAAGGGAGUUACAUCUGUGUGGCCAGGAAUUAUCUCGGAGAAGCUGUGAGUCGUAAUGCAUCCUUGGAAGUGGCAUUGCUGCGAGAUGAUUUCCGACAGAACCCCACCGAUGUUGUUGUGGCUGCCGGAGAACCUGCAAUUUUGGAAUGUCAGCCCCCGCGUGGCCACCCAGAGCCCACGAUCUACUGGAAAAAAGACAAAGUGCGCCUUGAUGACAGAGAUGACAGGAUCACAAUCCGAGGUGGAAAGCUGAUGAUCUCCAAUACCAGAAAAAGUGAUGCUGGUAUGUACGUGUGUGUCGGGACCAAUAUGGUGGGAGAGAGAGACAGCGAAACUGCACAGCUGACUGUAUUUGAGCGGCCAACAUUUCUGAGGCGACCGAUUAACCAGGUGAUACUUGAAGAGGAGGCAGUAGAGUUUCGAUGUCAAGUCCAGGGAGACCCCCAACCUACUGUGAGGUGGAGGAAAGAUGACGCCGAUCUUCCCAGGGGACGAUAUGACAUCAAGGAUGAUUAUAUUCUCCGAAUUAAAAAAGCAUCCAGUAGUGACGAAGGUACCUACACCUGUGUGGCUGAGAAUCGGGUUGGAAAGGUAGAAGCUUCUGCUACCCUUACUGUGAGGGCUCCACCGCAGUUUGUGAUCAGGCCGAGGGAUCAGAUUGUGGCCCAGGGUCGGACGGCCACCUUCCCAUGUGAAACCAAAGGAAACCCACAGCCCGCUGUCUUUUGGCAGAAAGACGGCAGCCAGAAUUUACUGUUUCCCAAUCAGCCUCUUCAGCCCAACAGCAGAUUUUCAGUUUCUCAGAGUGGAGAUCUGACCAUCAGCAAUGUGCAAAGAUCAGAUGCUGGAUAUUAUAUCUGUCAAGCACUGACUGUCGCUGGCAGCAUCUUGGCCAAGGCACAGCUGGAGGUGACUGACGUUUUUACUGACAGGCCACCUCCAAUAAUAAGGCAAGGGCCAUCCAAUCAGACAUUAGCAGUGGACAGCGUGGCCUUGUUAAAGUGCCAGGCUUCAGGCGACCCGAUACCCACCAUCAGCUGGUUGAAGGAUGGUGUGAGUCUCCUUGGAAAGGAUUCCAGGAUGUCUUUGCAAGAUCUCGGAAGUCUGCAAAUUAAAAACUUAAGGCUUUCAGAUUCUGGUAUAUACACCUGUGUGGCUGCAAGCUCCAGUGGAGAAACAUCUUGGAGUUCCUUCCUUGAAGUACGAGAAUCUGGAGGAGCAACUAUUAGCAAAACGUAUGAUGUGACAGAGCUGCCAGGACCGCCAUCCAAACCCCAGGUUACAGAUGUCACGAGGAAUAGUGUGUCUUUAUCUUGGCAAACAGGCUUGACAGGAGGCUCCCUGAUCACAUCUUACAUCAUUGAAGCAUUCAGUCAAUCUGUGAGCAAUAGCUGGCAAACCGUGGCUGAUCACGUGAAGACGACACAAUAUACAGUUAAAGGUUUACGGCCAAAUACAAUCUACCUGUUCAUGGUCAGGGCUGUAAACUCCCAAGGACUGAGUGAUCCCAGUCCUAUGUCUGAUCCAGUACGCACCCAAGACAUCAGUCCACCAGCUCAGGGAGUGGAUCACAGACAUGUGCAGAAAGAACUUGGAGAAGUGAUUGUCCGCCUGCAUAACCCCGUUGUCCUUAGUCCGACAACCAUUCAAGUGACAUGGACGGUGGACCGGCAAUCUCAGUUUAUCCAGGGGUAUCGGGUGAUGUACCGGCAAACCUCUGGCCUUCCUUCACCUUCCAGCUGGCAGAGUUCAGAUGUAAAGAUCCCAACUGAGAGAAGCACGGUUUUGUCCAACCUUAAGAAAGGCAUUGCAUACGAGAUCAAAGUACGACCGUAUUUUAAUGAGUUCCAGGGUAUGGAUAGUGAAUCCAAAUCUGCGCGGACAACUGAAGAAGCCCCAAGUGCUCCACCACAGUCUGUCACUGUCCUGAUGGUUGGAAAUCAUAACAGCACAAGCAUCAGCGUCUCCUGGGACCCCCCACCUCCUGAGCACCAGAAUGGAAUCAUCCAGGAGUACAAGAUUUGGUGUUUUGGCAAUGAAAGUCGAUUUCACAUCAACAAGACUGUAGACGCAGCGAUUCGGUCUGUGGUCAUAGGUGGGCUAUACCCAGGAAUCCAAUACCGAGUGGAGGUGGCAGCAAGUACUAGCGCUGGAGUGGGAGUCAAAAGUGAACCUCAGCCCAUAAUUAUCGGGAAUUUCAAGGAUGUCAUUAUGAGUGGAGCCGGCAGCAAUAACAGCAUCACCGAGCAGAUAACGGAUGUUGUCAAGCAGCCUGCUUUUAUUGCAGGGAUAGGUGGGGCAUGUUGGGUGAUUCUAAUGGGAUUCAGCAUUUGGUUGUACUGGCGACGGAAGAAGAGAAAGGGACUGAGCAACUAUGCCGUUCAGUCCUUCACCUUCACCCCUGCAGUAACCUUUCAACGUGUGGAUGGAGGGAUGAUGAGUAAUGGAAGCCGUCCAGGCUUGCUAAAUGCUGGCGAACCUGGCUAUCCCUGGUUGGCAGACUCUUGGCCCACUUCUAGUCUUCCGGUCAACAGUGGCUCCGGUGGUCCAAAUGACCUUGGAAACUUUAGCCGUGGAGAUGUGCUGCCACCAGUGCCAGGCCAAGGGGAUAAAACUGGAACCAUGCUCUCAGAUGGAGCCAUCUACAGCAGUAUCGACUUUACUACUAAAACAAGCUACAACAGCCCUGGACAGAUUUCACAAGCCACCCCCUAUGCUACCACACAGAUCCUGCACUCAAAUAGCAUCCAUGAACUUGCUGUUGACCUCCCUGAUCCUCAGUGGAAAACGUCAAUACAAACCAAGCAAGAUAUGACUGGACUGGGAUACUCUCUGCCGGAUAAGAACUCUUGCAACAACACACUCCUUUUCAUUCCUGACUACCGCCUGGCUGAGGGACUGUCUAAUAGAAUGCCACACAACCAGUCACAAGAUUUCAGCACCACGAGCUCUCACAACAGCUCAGAAAGGAGUGGCAGCCUCUCAGGUGGAAAAGGUGGGAAGAAAAAGAAAACUAAGGGAGGCUCUAAACCACAGAAGACAAAUGGGUCCAACUGGGCCAAUGUUCCCUUACCUCCUCCGCCAGUUCAGCCACUACCAGGUACAGAGCUUGACCAUUAUGGAGGAGACCAUCAUGAAGUCGGAUAUGACAGUGACACCUGGGGACCCCCUUUACCAGUACAGACAUACUUACAUCAAGGAAUGGAGGAUGAAUUAGAGGAAGAAGAUGAACGAGUACCCACACCACCAGUAAGAGGUGUUGCAUCCUCUCCUGCUGUGUCCUUUGGACAACAAUCCACGGCAACCCUCACACCCUCGCCGCGAGAAGAAAUGCAGCCCAUGUUACAGGCCCACCUAGAUGAACUCACUAGGGCUUAUCAGCUGGACAUCACAAAACAAGCCUGGCAAAUGCAAGGCAACUCACAUCCCCCUCAGGCCCCUGCACCUCCUCUGGGCUAUAUAUCCAGCACUCUGAUCUCAGACCUAGAAAAUGACAUUCCGGAUGAUGAAGAUGAAGAUGAGGAAGACGAUGAGGGUUAUGAAGUCGCAAGGCCACUUAGGGGUAUUGAACAUACUCCAGGUUCUAGCAUGGACAAUCUUGACAGUUCAGUGGCAGGUUCAAUGGUUAAUGGAUGGGGUUCUGCUUCAGAGGAGGAGCGUAACUUCUCUAGUCAUAGAUCUAGCAUAGGUAGCUCCUCUGAUGACUCCAUGUUUACCAACAGUAGCUUUGCCCAGGCAUUGGUUGCUGCUGCAGACAAAGCUGGCUUCAGGUUUGAUGGAACAAGCUUAACCAAAAAAGGUAAAGGUUACUCCUCCUCCUCUCAAAGACAUCGUCCUGGUAGCCCUUUUUCCACAGACAGUAACAACAGUGCAGCCUACAGCCAGAGUCAAAAGGCCAGGCCAGCCAAAAAACACAAGGGAGGACGGUUAGACCAGACAAACAUUUCUCACCGUAGGGAGGGCGCACUAGAUGAUCUCCCUCCACCUCCAGAUCCACCUCCUUGUCAAGUGUCUAGAUUACAUUCUAGUUCUGGGCAGAGGACAGGAAGCACAGGGGGGCCUACAGAAAAGAAAGCAAGCUCCCUCGAAAGACAACAAGUCUCCAACUUAGAAGACAAGAGUUCAUUGGAGCGCCAAACUAGAACAUCACUUGAGAGGCAAAGGCAUGGCCAGGAACGUGGAGGGUCAAUGGAGCGCAAUGAUGACCUUAGAAGACACCAUAAGCAAGCACUUGUAUCAGAAGAAGCAUUAGUCCCAUACAGUAAGCCAAGCUUCCCUUCCCCAGGGGGACACAGUUCUUCAGGGACAUCAUCUUCAAAGGGAUCAACGGGACCUCGGAAAGGCGAGGCAACCAGGCUGCCACAUCAGCGUAACAUCACCGACCUCCUGGAUCAAGGACACAUGGGAACAAACAGCCAGGGCCAGUAUCCUGGAGAAUUGUAGUAAACCGAAAAGGAGGCCAAUUCUGAAUCGACAUGGUCUGAUCUCAAAGAAGAGAUGACACCAGUUGGUGCAAUGAACAUUUUCUUUAUUUAUGUACUAUUGAGAAACAAAAAACCAGAAAUCUGUAAAUGUGAUGUAAAGACACACAGACACACAUAUCCCACAGAUGAUUUUCUUAUGCUUUUUUUGUCCUCCUCAAAAACACCUCCCACCUUAACUAUUUCUUGUCAGGAGAAAACAAAGAAAAAAUGUAUCUAAAGAGAAAGAAAAAAAGGAUUACCCUCAGAUGCAAAGGGAUUUUGUUUCUGUAAAUAUUAUUUUUUUUUCUUUUUGCAUUGCUAUGCAAGCUCACUUCUUUUUAGCUUUUUUCAUAUGAUACUGUCUGUUUUUAUUCGUCGGAUGUAUUAUAUGUGAAUUAAUAGGCUGUGGUGCCAUAAAAUAAUUGUUUUUAUUGUAUGACAUUUUUAUGUUUGUUUGUUUAAUGUUUUGCACUGCAAUUUUUUGGUGAUAAGCACAAAACCUUAACUCCUUGUGACAUGAAGAAAUCCAGAUGAAUUGUGAAGGGAGUUCAUGUACUGUAAACUAUUAAAAGAAAAGAACAC